Messenger RNA from Syngnathoides biaculeatus (alligator pipefish), 2343 nucleotides. It is a transcript of the gene mtmr2, whose product is annotated as myotubularin related protein 2. Lineage: Eukaryota; Metazoa; Chordata; Actinopteri; Syngnathiformes; Syngnathidae. Gene Ontology annotation, molecular function: phosphatidylinositol-3,5-bisphosphate 3-phosphatase activity. The transcript is spliced from 16 exons. Gene Ontology annotation, biological process: dephosphorylation. The record is from RefSeq and is a predicted model, not a curated record. The coding region runs from base 178 to 2097 and encodes 639 amino acids.
AAAUGACUGAGGCUGCUGGGAAAACAUGGCGGCUUCCUUUUGUUGGUUGGGGAUUUCGUAUUUGUCAAAAGUGAUAGUUCGGGAUUAAAUAGCGUUGUAGCUCCAUCGCAGACACCUUUUUUUUUAUAUAUUUUAUUUUAUUUCUUUAAAUACGUCGACAAAAGGCAAGAGAAAAACAUGGAGAAGACCGGAAGCAUCGACAGUUUGGGGUCGAAGCAAUCUUCCCGACAUCCGAGUGUUGAUUCAUUGUCCAGCGGUGAGCGUUCGACGCAAGUGAAAGCUCCUUCUUGCGUGCAGUCCGAGAUGACCACCUCAGCGGAGUUUUCCCCAGAGAUCAGGGUCAAGCCCAAAACUCCGGCAAAGGUUUUUCGAGAUUCUGACAAAGAGGAGCCGCAGUUACUUCCAAAUGAAGUUGUGCAAGAUAUGGCUCAAGACGUCACCUAUUUCUGUCCAUUUACCGGAGCGUUACGUGGAACAGUGACAGUUAGCAACUACAGACUCUUCUUCAAAUGCAUGGACAGGGAGCCCUCUUUUGUGCUGGACCUGCCCCUCGGGGUCGUGAGUCGCGUGGAGAAGAUCGGCAGCGCGUCGAGCCGCGGCGAUGCGUCCUACGGCCUCGUCUGCAAGGAUAUGCGAAACCUGCGGUUUGCGCACAAACAAAUGGAUGACACCCUCAGGAAGUCCGUUUUCGAAGUGUUGAUGAAAUUUGCGUUUCCUGUCUCCAACGGGUUGCAAAUAUUUGCUUUCGAGUACGGACAAGUGUUUCCUGAGAAUGGAUGGAAGGUGUAUGACGCGGUCUCUGAAUACAAAAGACAGGGCAUUCCCAAUGAAAGUUGGAGGAUUACAAAGGUAAACGAUCACUACGAACUGUGCGACACGUACCCGUCGACGAUGGCGGUUCCGGUCCACAUCCCGGAUGAGGAGCUAAAGAGAGUGGCGGCCUUCCGGGCAAAGGGAAGGAUUCCCGUUCUGUCCUGGAUCCACCCGGAGAGCCAGGCCACAGUGACGCGUUGCAGUCAGCCCAUGGUCGGAGUGAAUGGGAAGCGAAGCAAAGAGGAUGAAAAAUACCUGCAGGCAAUCAUGGAUGCCAACGCCCAGUCACAUAAACUCUUCAUUUUUGAUGCCAGGCCCAGCGUCAACGCUGCGGCCAACAAGAUGAAAGGUGGCGGAUAUGAAAGCGAGGAUGCUUAUCAAAACGCCGAGUUGGUGUUCUUGGAUAUUCACAACAUCCACGUCAUGAGAGAGUCGCUGCGCAAGCUGAAGGACGUCGUCUACCCCAACAUUGAAGAUUCCCGCUGGCUUUCCAAUCUGGAGUCCACUCACUGGCUGGAGCACAUCAAGCUGAUCCUGGCUGGGGCGCUGCGUAUCGCAGACAAGGUGGAGUCCGGCAAAACGUCCGUGGUGGUCCACUGCAGCGACGGCUGGGACCGCACGGCCCAGCUCACCUCGCUGGCCAUGUUGAUGCUGGACGGUUACUACAGAACCAUUCGGGGCUUCCAGGUCUUGCUGGAGAAAGAAUGGCUGAGCUUCGGCCACCGCUUCCAGCUGCGUAUCGGCCACGGCGACAAGAACCACACGGACGCCGAUCGCUCGCCCGUUUUCAUUCAGUUUGUUGACUGCGUGUGGCAGUUGAGUCGCCAGUUUCCCGCAGCUUUUGAGUUUAACGAAUACUUCCUGGUGACCAUCUUGGACCAUCUGUACAGCUGCUUGUUUGGGACGUUCCUGUGUAACAGCGAACAGCAGAGGUUGAAGGAAGAGAUUCCAAAGAGGACCGUUUCCUUGUGGUCAUACGUUAACAGCCAGCUGGAGGAGUUCACCAACCCUUUGUACGUGAACUUCUCCAAUCACGUGCUGUUCCCGGUCGUGAGCUUACGCCACCUGGAGCUCUGGGUCGGCUACUACAUACGCUGGAACCCUCGCAUGAGGCCUCAGGAACCUGUUCAUCAGCGCCACAAGGAACUGCUGGCCAAGCGCGCCGAGCUGCAGAAGAGAGUCGACGAGCUGCAGCGAGAGGCCACCGACCGCUCGGCGUCCUCUUCCGCGGAGCGGGCGGGCUCUCCGACGCGGUCCAUCACCCCAGUGCAGACCUUCGUUUGACCGCCCCCGAACGGCCACCCGCCGUCUCGUACGUUUGUCACCGGGGCACGGCUUGCGAGGUCCUGCGAAGGCGACUUCCUCAGGCGGCGUGCGCGCAUCCGGCAGACUCGUGUAAAUACUAAACACCGUUUAUCGUAUCUUCUUGCCUUUUUAAUGUACUAAAAUGUUCCCCUCGUAAGAUAUUUAUACUCUGUACCAUACGUGUCAAAAUCAAGGCCCAGGGGGCAGAUUUUUUUUUUUUUUUUU